This is a messenger RNA of Felis catus (domestic cat), 4847 nucleotides long. It is a transcript of the gene MAVS, whose product is annotated as mitochondrial antiviral signaling protein. The record is from RefSeq and is a predicted model, not a curated record. The coding region runs from base 2027 to 3688 and encodes 553 amino acids. The transcript is spliced from 6 exons. Lineage: Eukaryota; Metazoa; Chordata; Mammalia; Carnivora; Felidae.
UUCCUUUCUUUUUGGUUGGAGCAUGUUAUAUUUCCAUACUCCCCAAACUGUGUUACUAAGGGCUGAGGCUCAGGUGCAGAAGAAUGUGUUACCUGAUUCUGUCCUGGUACCUCCCUGGAUGCCAUGGGAAAGAAGGAGAAAGGGUCAUUUCGUCACCAUAGAGUUGUUCUUUGCUCAUCUCCUGAAGGCUCAGAGGACUCCCACCCCACCUCCUUGAUCCUCUUGACCUCUGUCAUUAACACUUGCCCCACCAGGAAUGUAGCACCUGGUGGCUGACAAGGGAAGCAGGCAACAUGAGGUUCUGAGGCCGGUAGACAGGACUGUCGCCCCAUUUCCCAUGUGGUGAGGGACUGGCAGCUCAGCUGUGCUCUGCAGCACUGCCUCCUAGAGUCCCACCCAAGACUGACACCACCUGGCCCUCCCUUUUCUGAUCCCUUCCUUCCCAGAAAAUCCACUUGGACAUCUAGUAGCCUCUUAAGCUUUUUCAGAAUGGAUCUUUGGAGUCCUCUCUGUGCCACAACUUGCCCACCAGAUUUUCUGGCUUGGAAAAUGGCACCAUCCAUGCACCUAGUGCCUGAGGAAUCACCUUGAUUCUUCUCCCUUCUUCACCUCCCACAUGCACAACACACUAGGAAUCCAGCCACCUCUCACCACCUCCAUGGUUGGCAUUCUGGCCAUACCCUUCACGUGGCUCCCUGCUUUAGCCUCCUGAUUUGUCUUCUUGCUUCCAUCCUGGUCCCUCCACAGUCUAGCUCCUCACAACCACCAGGGAGGUCUUUAACAUAAGUCAAAUCCUCUCCCUUCCUUGCUCAGAAGCCUCCUAUGGCUCCGCAUUUCACUCUAGAGAGAAAAAAGUAAACCCAAAACUCAAAGUCUUUUCCUGCAACGCCCCCAUGAACCACCACUCUCAACCUCCUUGACCUUGAUCUCAGCCCCUCCCCUAGUUUUUUAAACCUGGACCACCUGGAACUGAUUUCUGUUCUUUACACAUGCCAAGCUUGUUUCCACCUGAGGACUUCUAAUUUGCUGUGCCCUCUGCCCAAAACACUGAUCUCACAGUCCAGAAUGGCUCAUCUCAAAUGUCAUUAAUCCAGAAAGACUUCCUGACCAACUCUGCCUAGGCAGCAUGCCCUUCUACAGGAGUUCUGUCUUCUUAUCCUGCUUUAUUUUCUUUAUAACCUUGAUUAUUGUUUGGAAUUUUUAUUUAUAUGUAUACUUACUGAUUUGUCAUCUGUCCUACCUCAAUAGAAUAUAAAUUGGAUGAUGGCAGAGAUCUUAUCCCUCUUACUCCCUACAGCUCUCCCUGAGGGGGGAAGCAGGUAAGAAAUUUGCAGACAGCCCCAUCUAUAAUUGCAAAUUGUGGUAAGUGCUACUUAAGGCAAUUGCUUGUAAUUGAGGCGCUUGUAAAUGUCAAGUUUACUAGGUUGAACUAUUGUGUUGUCAAAAUAAGCUCUCUGAGCCAUUUUAGGGGCGAAGACAAGCCUGGAAAAGACUGGCAAUUUGCCCCAGAUCACACAUAGUGAUUGGAACUCAGCCUCCUACCCUAAGAACAUGUAUGUGGCAAGCUUUAAUGGUGGGCCUGCAAUCAUGUUCUGGAAAGAAACUGAUCCUGGAGCCUGAUAAUUUUCCACUAACUAGCAAGCCCUUAUUCUUGGUACUUCAUUUUCUUCACCUUUAAAGUAGGAUGAUCUUAUUAUUAUCCUUUUGGGCUUUUUUUCUCCCUAGUACACCCCAAAGAAGUAGCACUUCUUGCUUUCAGCAACGAGGGGCACAUACAGACCUUAGGACAAUGGCAGGGAGUCAGAACUCUCCGCAAUACCAACCAACCUACAAGACAGAAAUGGGGCCUAGAUUUUCUGGAUCUUAUUUCUUUUGUUCAUCAAUUCAUUUUUUAUUUUUUGAGGGCCUCUGGACUUGGGCAGUAAUAAAAUUGGAUGAUUAAAGAAAGAAGCAAAACAUUCCAAAGAGUUGAGAAAGAAAGAAGUAAUUGCCUUUUGUCCGAUCCCACUCCCAACUCUGUUGCCAUAUGUGGUGUGUUUUCUUCCAGUCUUUUUUCCCCUCUCAGCCCAUCCUUUUUUGGGCCAGUGCCCUCUGUCACUUCAGAACCUGGACAGCGAUGACGUUUGCUGAGGACAAGACUUACGACUAUAUCCGCCACCAUUACAGCAAUUUUGGUCAUAUUCAUGUUCUGGAGAUUCUGCCUUAUCUGUCCUGCCUCACAAUAAGUGACCAGGACCGACUGCGGGCCUACUACCAGCUCUGGGGGAACCAGGGCACCCUCUGGGAGCUCUUCAACAGCCUUCGGCGGCGGACUGGCUGGGUGGAAUCCUUCAUCAAGGCCCUGAGGAUCUGUGAGCUGGCCGGUCUUGCUGACGAAGUGGCCUCUGUCUACCAGAGCAACCUGCCCGGGGUCCCGAAGAACUGCCCCCCAGCCCCACUGGAGCCACAGUUAGCUCCUGCUGAGGUUCCAGGGCCCUCCACACCUGCCGUGGCCCCCAGCGCCCCCCACAAUGGCUACAGAGAGGAGGAGUCAAGUUUCCCCAUGCCUGUCCAGGACACUGAGCCGCCAGGGUCCCUAGGAGAGAGUUCAAAGAAAGUCCCACAGACACCCAGUUCUGGGACUGUCCUGAGGAGGCCAGCUGGCCCCCUGGAGCCCUCCUCUGACAUGGCAGCCCUCAGCCCUCUGACCUCCAGUGGGCGUCAGGAGCAGGACACAGAACCAGGCAGUGCCCACAUAGCAGGCAUGGCCUCCAGCCUCACACCACCCCGUGGGCCUGUGUCUCCAUCUGUCUCCUUCCAGCCACUGACCCGUUCCAUCCCCAGGGCAAGCCGCUUGCCAGGACCCUCAGUAUCAGCUCCGCCUACUGGCAUCUCCUCCUCUUCCCCUGGCUUGGCCUCUUCAGGGGGUGCUGGUGACCAUGGUGAGGCUACCAUCUGCCCUGGGGCCGGGGUGUUGGCCAGCUCAUUGACCACCAGCGUGGCACCCUCCAAAGUGCCUACCAACUCAGCAUUUGAUAGAACGAUGCCUUCCAAGUUGCCUGCCAGCUCGAAACCCUCUGGCACAAUGUCUACUAACGUGCUCACUAGUCUACCACCAUCCAAACUGCCUAUCAACUCCACACGUGCUGGCACAGUGGCACCCAAGGUGCCUACUGGCUUGGUGCCUGACCACAGGAUGUCCACAAGCACAGCGCCCAGCACGGUGCCUGCCAACACAGUGCCCCCCGUCAGGAGCAGCAUAUCCUCAGGGGAGACUCCUCCAGUGGCUCCAGAGCCCACAGGCACCUCUACCAGAGACAGCUUGCCCGAGCCAGACCACAACCCUGCCACCUGGGGCUCCGAGUUGGAGCUGAGCAAGCCUGGCCGGCUGGUCUCCCACAUGGACAGUGAGCCGUUCUCAGGCUGCUCUGCGGACCUGGCCCUCAGCUGCAGCAAGUCCUUGGGCGCAGGGCCUGACAACGCCCCAGAGGAGAAUGAGUACCAGUCAGUGGAGUCCAUUAGGAUCCAAGUGGCCCAGGAUCCCAGCAUUAACCUGGUAGAGGGUAGUCCCGGGCCUCCUGCUGCCCCACAGCCCUCAGUCAAGGACAAGUUUGUCCCGGCCAGAUUCUAUGCUCCAUGGCUUGGGGCAGCUGCAGCUGGGGCUCUCUUCGCCAUGCUCUUGGCUGUGCUGUAUAGGCGGCGCCUGUGAAGCCCCUAGGGCCUCCUUGUCCCGAGUCUGCUCCCUUCCCUGCAGGACAUCUAGCCCAAGCACGGACUGUGCUAUCUCCCCGUCUUGUCCCUUUCAUGGGGCUCGUGGAGCCUGGGCCUGAGGAGAGCCAGGAGGGGGAGGGGGUGUGCACAGACUGAGUGCAGACCAGAUUUCUGUCCCAGCCCUUGCCCUCCCCAUGUACUCCAGACUUCACACACCCCACAAUCUGGUCUGUGGCCUUUAUUCUCUGGAGGAGGUGAGGUACCCCCAUCCAGACCCUGUUUGCUCAAGUCCACAGAUGAGGUGGUGCUGCUAGAUCAUGCAGGGGGUCAGAACCCUCCCCCUCCCCCCCCCCAUCCUGCCCUGGUGCCUGGUGGCCAGCAGAUGUGCAGGGUGGGGGAUCCCACAGGACCUUGCUCCAGACCCUAAAAGCCCCCGGAACGUAAGGGUGAUCCAUUUCCAGGGACCUGGCUGCUUGAGGUCCCCCAAGAAGCGAGGGAAGUCCAGAGGUUCCCCUGGACCCCUAGGGAACCUAAGGCAGCUGCUAGGCCCGAGGACUGUCUCUGAAGCCCCUCUCCAGUCUCCUCACCCCCAUUUCCCCUUUCCCUCCCUCUGGUCUCCGUGGUCUUUAGCUUGGUGGUGGUGGGGAGGGGGGUUUGGGAAGGAGAGACCUGCCAGGGUAAGCUCAGGCCAAGGUUUGGAUUUCAGCUCCACCCCUUCCUGGGCUGUGUGGCCUUGACAAGAUGAUCAGACUUCUCUGGUCUUGCUUCCCCACAUGGCCAGUGAGUAUCAUGGCUCAUUUCCCCUGGGCUCUUCUGAGGUUGAAGCACACAAGUGUUUUUCAAGUGCCUGCAUUCCCCAGAGUAGGUGACUGCUGAUAGCUGCCCCUACCUCUCCCCUGCCAAGCCUGGUAGACAUGAGGGUAUAAGAGGCAGAAUGCCCAGUGGGUAAGGGUGCAACUCUGUAGUUUGGGGUGGCCUGGGCCUGUACCCCACUCGAACUUUCACUCACUCUCUGUGCUCUGUCACUGUGCUCUCUAUUAACCUCUCUGUGCCUCAGUUUCCUCAGCUGUAAAAUGAGGAUUAAUAGUAAAAUUUUAUAUGUAUAUAAAAACAAAUCUCCUAGUGUGAUGAGGAUUAAAUGAGUUUAUCUAUAUGAA